UCUUUGAACUACCAACCAAUUUCACAAAUUCUAGAAACAUCGACACAAACACACACUUCCCACCUAGCUGCCCGCAAUGACAAUCUUCCCCGGCGUGAAGUACACCCUGGAACACCGGUGGAAAACCGACGACGCGUGGUACACUUGCGGUGUCAUUCUCGAAGACGGCAAACAUCUCCGUGUUAAAUUUGAAGAAGAAGAAGGAGCAUCGAAAACUACAGAAAACGACGAGGUUUUCUCCAUCUCCGAUUUCUCAAAUCAAGAACAAAUCGAUGCUUUUCGGAACAAAUUCCGUCCGGUUUCUGCUCCGAUUGAAGAUAAUGAGUGUGCUAAAGUGAUUCAAGGCAUGAUUGUUUGUGCUGCAUAUUCAGAUGACGGAAAUUAUCGUUACUUUGAUGCCGUUGUUGACGCUGUUUGUUACAAAGAACAUUCACCUGAGAAAUGUGUAUGCAAGUAUUUGCUGUUCUGGAAGCAUGGUCCCGGAGAGGGUAAUAUUACUAAAACUAAUCUUCAGGAUAUAUGCCUCAUCAGGCAUGGUGCUGUUGAUCCUAUACUGGCCGACUUCACAAAACUUGUAAAGGAAAAACUUAAGGGGGAUUUUUCUCAGUUUAUUCUGAUCCCCAAGAGCAGCUCAUUUUUGUCUAAAUCAAAUGAAACUUCAGACAAGUCACAGGAGUUUGGCAGUGCAAGACAGAAUUCUCAAGUUGGAUUCCAUGAAGGGAAGGGAAGGUUCUGGUCUGAAUUAAUUGAUCAGGAAAGAGAUGUGGGAGGACUUGAAGAAAUCGGUUGUCAUCACUACUUAAUACUGGAGAAUCUGGAGAAAGAUCUGUGUCCAAACGUGAUGACCGAGUUCAUACACCAACAAACUUCAAUCGCAAUACAUGCAUAUGUUUUUCCAAGCUUGGCAGUGGAAACUUAUGCGAGAGGAGCAGUUGUGGUGGAUAGCAGAUCAAAGCUUAAGAGAUUAUAUGAGUUCAUUAGCAACCCAAAUCAUUUCAUUAUAUCUUUAUCUGGAAGGCCAUGGGUAAUAGCUGAAGACACAUUUUGGAUUGGAACUUUUGACAUCAACUUGCGAAGCUUGCAACCAAAGUUUGAGAAAAAAAAUACAGGGAGCGAGUUGACGGUUGUCUGGACAGGAACAAAACAAUAUAUGACUGCUAAACGGCUGCACGGUCUAUAUAUGGAAUUUCGAAGUCAUCUAAAUGGACUUCAGCAGAGAUUAGGGAUGGAGGAGGAGAAGGAGAAGGAGAAACAGGACUGCUAUCGACCAAAAAAAGUUUAGUUCUGCAAAUUGUAAAUAUGCAGUUUUUAGUGCAGUAGGCAGUAAAAAGAUGUACCCUUUUUUCUGUUGUCUCAAAUUAGAAGUUUACCAAUCUUUCCUUUCAAUUUUGUCUUAGUAAAAGUGUAAAGGUUAAGUUAGCAGUUUGAGGGUACAAGUAAAAACUUCCUGUGGCUUCAGCUAUAUUUUCUCUAAAUUAAUGAGAUCCCUCAAGUUUUAGCUUUCA
Molecule: messenger RNA, 1505 nt
Organism: Erigeron canadensis
Lineage: Eukaryota; Viridiplantae; Streptophyta; Magnoliopsida; Asterales; Asteraceae
Exons: 6
Coding region: 77-1282 (401 amino acids)
Molecular function (GO): chromatin binding
Source: RefSeq, a predicted model, not a curated record